Prorocentrum cordatum is the source of this 3018-nucleotide messenger RNA. Lineage: Eukaryota; Dinophyceae; Prorocentrales; Prorocentraceae. The record is from the annotation of a GenBank genome assembly.
GCAGAGGAGCGGGAUCCGAAGGACGAGGACGAGGCCGAGGCCGAGGAAGCCGCGGCGGCUAAGAAGAAAAAGAAAAAGAAGAAGGCGAAGGCGGCAGAUGCUGGCGAUGCUGCGGCUCCUGCCGACGAGGAGGACGAGGAAAAGGACGAGAAGGACGAAAGGCCAGAGGCCGAAGGGCUCGGUAGCCAGGAACAGUUGGUCCGGAUGCUGCAGCGCACGCGCGUGUGCGAAGAGUCGCGCCGGCAGCCGGACAGGGCACACCCCUUCUGGGACACCCAGCCGGUGCCUUCCAUGAGCUCGGAGUACACUCAGGACAGCGGCCCGAUCGAUGACACCAAGAAGCCCGACGAAGUGAGGGACGAGCCGUACGCGCUCCCGGCGCAGUUCGAGUGGUGCACGUGCGACGUCGACGACGACGCCGAAGCUCACGAGAUUUAUACCCUGCUGAGCGAGAACUACGUCGAGGACUGCGCAGUGGGGACUUGCAGGGCAUCGCCAACAGGACGGACACCGACCGCCUUCUCGGCAAGAUCGCGGCGUGCACGAAGCACACCUCCACGGCCGUCAUGGCGGACGGCGCUCUGGUGCAGGAGGGACGACGACAGCAUGUUCCGCUUCGACUACUCCGUGGUCUUCUUGAGGUGGGCCCUCAAGCCGCCCGGGUUCCUCAGAGAAUGGCACCUCGGCGUGCGCGUGAAGAGCAGCCGCAAACUGGUCGGGUUCAUCACGGGCAUUCCCGCCAACAUUCACGUUCCGUCCGGCGACGACGCGGGCAAGGCCUCGAAGGCCGUCGACUCCCUCGUCAAGAUGGCCGAGAUAAAUUUUCUGUGCGUCCACAAGAAGCUGCGCUCGAAGCGGCUCGCACCAGUGCUGAUCAAGGCGAUCGCGGCGGAGUACAACCACUUGAUGGACGAGCAGCCCGUGCCGGCGAAGGUGCGAGCGGGCGCAGCCGAGGCGCCCCGCGGCAGCAGGAGCUCAGCCGCGAGCGCGGGCGCAGCGAGGGACAAUCGCGCGCGCGCGCCGGCGGAGCGCGGGAGUGCGGCUCCCAGGGCCGCGGACGGCCGCGACGGCCAGCGCGGCAGGGGCACCCGGGGAGACGCGCGUGCCAGCGCGCAGGAGGAGAGGCGCGGCGACUUGAUGGAGGAGAGGCGUGGCGACGUGAAGGAGGAGAGGCGCCGGCGCAGGUCGAGGAGCAGGCGCGGCAGGUCGGAGGCGGGCUUGCGCUCGGUCAAGCUGGAACCCACGGAGCAGGAGCGCAGCGGCGAGGCGAGGGUCGCGACGGAGGACAUCCGCGACAUCGCAUCGGCGUUUGUGACCGUGUGUGCACGGCUCUCGAACUGCAGGGCGUUGGACGCUAACGGUGAGGCGCUGAGGUGGCGCCGCGAAAGCUGCGACGAGGACCUUUGCGAGAGCUGCCGCAUCGCGUGCGCGCCCGCGGACGAGGGCGAGGAGGGCGACCGGCGCUCGGAGGGGGUGCCGACAGGCGACCUGAGCUGGCCGCCCCAGCGCGAGUCCCCGCCCGAGGAGGGCCAGAAGACUGGCCGAGGCAGGGGCGGCGGCGGCAGCGGCUCGAAGGGCGACGGCAAGUCUGGCGGCAAGGGCGGCGGUCGCGGCAAGGGCCACGGCAGGGGUGGCGACCGCGGCAAGGGCUCCAGCAGGGGCGCGGACUCCUGCGGCACAGGCGGUGGCCGCGGGAAGGGCCAGGGCAAGGGCACGCGGCGUGAUAGGCCGGACGCGGAGGCCGCAAAACCGGCAGCGCGCCGCGCUCGCCUUGUGCGGGAGCCGGGGCUGGCGGAUUACCACCGGAGCCUGAAUCCCAAGAAGCUCAUCGAGGUGGGCUUCUCGCACCUCGGGAAUCGCAUGACCAUGCGUGCCGGUGCUGCGGCGGCGCGGCGGGUGUUUCCCUGCCUGCGGCGGGUUGGCAUGGGCAACAACGGUCUCAGCUGCGAGUGCCAGGAUGACGUGCGCACGCGGGGCGACACCAAGCCCAACGCGCGGGGCCGCCAGGUCUCGAUGGAGGAGGACACCGUUGCCCUGACGAGCGACACCGCCUCGUCCUCGAAGCUCGACUCCAGGCACGGCGGCGGCGGGCAGAGCGGCGCCGCGUGGUCCCACGCGGAGGAGGGCCGGAGCCCGAACCCCCCGUGGACGAGUCGGCGCCAGCCCCCGCGGACGAGGAGGAGCCGCCGUUGGCCUCUUCGACGAGGAGUCCGAAGAGGCUGCCGUCGAUGCGGUCGCCGGGCGCGUUCGACUCGCAGGCCAGUUGUGACCGCCACUUGGCGUUCGAGGACCGGAGGCCAGUUCAACAAGCUCGUCAACCACAACGGCUUCAUCGUCGGCCUGGACCCUGCGAGCGCCUACGUCCCCGACGCCCUGGAGCGAUACGGGCACCACGGAGCGGAGUCGGCCGUUGCGGACCAGCUUGAGCAGUGGCUGUCCAGCCUGCGCACUCGGGUGGUGACGGACGAGGCUUUUGACGGAUCGCGGAUCAUCGGAGCUGUGAUUCGUAUCGAGUCGCUGAAGUGCUCGAUAGACGGGAUGCCGCUGCCCGCCUACCUCUGGGGGAAGAAGCAGGUGGUGCCCAUCCUCAGGUUCAGCCACGCCUUGGGCCCCAUGAAGAAGGGCGUUCAGCUGAUGGAGGUCCCAGACAAUGCGGACGCCCUGCUCGACGACGCGGUGAAUGCACAGGUGUUCGCCGUGAAGACGCGGUGCACAAUCGGCGGCGCCGACAGGAAGGGCAUCCGUGCUGCCGUGAGGCAGCAGUUCGAAUUUGCCCGCCGGGUGAUCCACAAGGGCCUGGCGGCCUGCCUGCAGGUCGAGGUGAAGCCCGACGCCAGACAGAAGGAGGCCUGCGAGCGGCUGCUGGCGGGCUUCCUGCUGGAGGCGCUGGGCGAGCUGCAGGCCGAGGAGAAGGUCAUCCUCGACCUCUCGAUCCCAGAGGAGCCCAACAUAUUCUUGACGCUUCGCGGCAUCCCUGCACCAUGCGCGUCACGGGUCUGUCGGGGGGCUACGGGCUAG